Messenger RNA from Pistacia vera, 637 nucleotides. RefSeq names its product acid phosphatase 1-like. The record is from RefSeq and is a predicted model, not a curated record. The transcript is spliced from 3 exons. NCBI's taxonomy places the organism in Eukaryota, Viridiplantae, Streptophyta, Magnoliopsida, Sapindales, Anacardiaceae. The coding region runs from base 1 to 618 and encodes 205 amino acids.
AUGCGAACAAACACAGUUCCUAAACAUAAAAAUUACUUGAACUUGAAGCAUUACAUGUUAGGCCAUCACAGUCAGUACAUGAGAGACUCGAGAGCCGUCGCUAAGGAGGCCCUUCGCUACGCUAAAAGCCUGAAGCUCGCUGGCGACGGCAACGACAUAUGGAUCUUUGAUAUAGACGAUACCUUGAUCUCUCAUUUGCCUUAUUUUGCUAACCAUGGACUCGGGACGGAGCCGAUUAAUUUGACGUCGUUCAUUGAAUGGAUGAACAAAAGCAAAGCACCAGCCUUGCCGGCGAGUCUUCAAUUGUACAGAGAAUUAUUGUCACUAGGGUUUAAGAUUGUCCUCCUGACGGGAAGGCCUGAGGAGUGGAGAAUGGCGACAGUCACCAAUCUAAAGAAAGUUGGAUACCAUACUUGGGAGAAACUUAUCCUCAAGUCAUCAUCUUAUCCAGGAAAUAUAACACUUCAAUUAUAUAAAUCAAUUGAAAGAAGAAAGCUUGAGGAGAUCAAUGGAUACCGAAUCAUUGGAAACAUGGGGGAUCAAUGGUCUGAUAUCAGUGGGAUUCAUCCAGGCAAUCGGACGUUUAAGCUCCCUAAUCCUAUGUACAACAUAUCAUAGUUAAAUGUUCCAAAUAUGA